This is a messenger RNA of Rhododendron vialii, 1020 nucleotides long. RefSeq lists its product as uncharacterized. The transcript has 6 exons. The record is from RefSeq and is a predicted model, not a curated record. The coding region runs from base 1 to 633 and encodes 210 amino acids. NCBI's taxonomy places the organism in Eukaryota, Viridiplantae, Streptophyta, Magnoliopsida, Ericales, Ericaceae.
AUGAAUACGUUCAACAAAGUCAUUAAACUACAAGUAACCAAGUUAAGAGUCAUUUGGGAGGUGUUUGGGUUUUUGAAAUGGUGGGCGAGUGGUGAAGAAUCUCUUCUACUCGGCAGCACAGAACGGACUCUAACCACCGAGUACGGCGACGACACAUAUAUCAUUUUCAAAGAUCUAAUCGGAAACAGCGCGGCUGUGAUCUUCACGUUCUUGUGUGUAGUGGAAAGGUUUUUUUUACACAUUUAUGGUGAAAUUCCAGAAUUAGCCAUGAAAAAACAUGACCAAGGGCGAGUCUCUCUUUUUCUCCCUCCCUCCCUCCUUCUCUCUCAGUUUUUCUCUUCUUCAAGACUUCAUCUGUUGAUCUGUUCAUCAUCUUCUUCAUUACGUUUUAUUUGUAGUUUGUACACCGUGAACCGCGAACCACCACGAACCACCGCGAACCACCAUGCACCACCGCAAACCCUUGACAACUGCAGUGAGAAAAACAAGCAUGGACACCGAACUCGAAAUCAUGUGGGACAACUGGAUCAACUUUCUUCUAUAAGAUUGAAUAUGCAUAAGGUUGGUAGCGAGGAAGAUGGUAUAUAUACGCUCUUUUAUGAAGAUUUUUUGUUUGGAUAUAUGUUUCUAUGAAGACUCCUCUUUUGGAUGAAGGUUCAAGUCUUUUUUUUUUUUUGGAUAUAUGCUUCUAUGAAGACUCCUUUUUUGGAUGAAGUUUCGAGUCUUCUUUUCUGGAUACAUGCUUCUAAGAAAACUCUUUUUUUUGUUGAAGUUCCGAGUCUUCUUUUUUCAUUUUAAUGAUGCUACCGAACUAUGAUGAACAUAUAUGGUAUAUAUUGUCUACCUUUCAUGUUUUUGUUAUGGGAACAUUGAUGCUUUAUAUCUUAUGGUUGAAUGGACACAUUUGGUGUAGAAUACAUAGUUUUUGUGGUUAAUGGAUGUCUAGUUUGGUUCAUGAUUAUAUUGGUUUAUGAAGAUGUGUUGGCUAUUAUGGUGUAAUGUAUAAUUCAUUUGUUUGGA